UUCAGUAAUCAGUGUAGAUUAGAAUUGAACCGAAAUCCCGAACCACCGGAAUAAUUCCGAUUCAAGAUUCCAGUUGGGUUUGCCCCGCAUUCUCUCGCAGGUUUUCGUUUUCAAUGGCAUCUCCGUUCUCAAAUUUCAAAUACGCGGAUAGCCUCACCGUGGUAGGUAUCUCUCUCUGCACUGCGAUUGUUUGCGAGGCAAUCUCAUGGGUCCUUAUCUACCGCACCAGUUCCUACAAGAACCUUCGAUCCUCCAUCGACAAAGCCGCCAAGAAGCUCGAGACCAUGAAGGUUGACACCAACAAGAUUAACGUCAAGAAGUCCAAGACCAAAAAGAUCGAUCGUGUCGAGACCAGCCUCAAAGAAUCCAGCCGUGACUUGUCCCUCUUUAAGUUCAAGUCCGGCGGUGUCGUCGCUCUCGUUCUCUUCGUCGUCUUUGGGCUACUCAACUCCCUCUUCGAAGGCAAGGUAGUCGCUAAAUUGCCCUUCCACCGUUUGGGCUUAUCAUGAAGAUGAGCCAUCGAGGGUUGCAGGGUAAACGAUUCCACCGAUUGUUCCAUGGCGUUUCUAUAUUUUUUGUGUUCGAUUAGUAUUCGAACAAAUUUGCAGAAGUUGUUGGGAUUCGCACCGCCAAGGGGUGCGAGUCCCGGUCUGUUCCCGAUGCCGGAUCCGAAGACCAACUGAUUGGGUCAUUUUAUUUGCAAAACUUAUCGAUGUUGCUAGGCUAGAGGAGGUAGUUUGGGAAUCGCAUAAGUCCUUUGCGGGUGAUUGAUUCACUAAUGGAACCCAAUAUAAUUUCAGCUGUUAAUUGCUAUGACUUUUCUUUAGAAGGUUCUACUUCGGUUUUACAGUCGCAAUUUAUUUUCAGACACUUUAAUCUAUAUCGAAUAAUGGCUAUCAUUUUUUAAGUUACUAGUGAUUCAAUGAUUUGAUUUCC
This is a messenger RNA of Prosopis cineraria, 936 nucleotides long. RefSeq lists its product as uncharacterized. Gene Ontology annotation, biological process: endoplasmic reticulum calcium ion homeostasis. NCBI's taxonomy places the organism in Eukaryota, Viridiplantae, Streptophyta, Magnoliopsida, Fabales, Fabaceae. The record is from RefSeq and is a predicted model, not a curated record. Gene Ontology annotation, molecular function: calcium channel activity. Gene Ontology annotation, cellular component: cytoplasm; endoplasmic reticulum membrane. The transcript has a single exon.